Messenger RNA from Moneuplotes crassus, 806 nucleotides. NCBI's taxonomy places the organism in Eukaryota, Ciliophora, Spirotrichea, Euplotida, Euplotidae. The record is from the annotation of a GenBank genome assembly.
GAGAGUAAUUUGGAAAUUAACUUAUGCAGAAAAAUCUUUCAUGAUUUCUGCUAAAAGUCCGUCCUGAAGAACUCCAAAGUUUUUUCUAAUCAAUAAUUUACCAACAAUAAGAGGGACCUCUCAGACACAUCAGCAAAUAACCACAAAAUGCACAAGUACUGAAAGGAGGAACCCCCAAGUACAGAACUUAAAAUUCAACUCUUUUAAUCAAGACAGUGACUUCUUGGCAAGUCCGAAGGAGCGAGACGAAGAUGAUGAGGAUGGAGAGCAAGACUGAGGAGACGAAGAUUGCCAGCAAAAUGAAAAUAUUUUGACUCAAGACCUGAGAUCAAGAAGAAGUAGUACAAUAUACAAAAACAAAAGGAGAAUAGGUUUGUGUUCUCCAAAAGGCCCUGCAUCCCCAUUGUCUCCGCAAUGACUACAAGUUAAUGCAUUUCAGUUCGGAGAUGCAUUGAAGUCACUAGCAAACCGAAAUAAAAGAAGCAGAAUUCUUCACCAAAGAAAUGAAGAUGUAUUAUCGAUGCCAAGCCAACCACGCUCACCAAUCAAUUCUUUCAUCUCUGAGAAUAGAAAUAAAGCUGACAAUAGAGCUUGUAAACCCUCAGUCAUAAGAAAGAUCUUAAAGAAGAAGCCUCUGAAUGAAACAAAGAGAGUGAUUCGUCUCAAUAAGUCCCAAAGGAGAAAGUUCACCAUAUUCAAGAAGUAAAGUUUCCCUUAUUGUUUAGGCAGGUUUGAACUCAUUUAACAAAGCUUAAGAAACUCCAGAAGGUGAAAAGAGAGAUCUUAAGUCCAAUUCGUUGAACAUC